UGCCGACGUGGAGUGUUUCGCAAAUCACCUGAGGAAAAAUGCAAAAUUCUUCACAGAUUUCGCAUAGACCCGAACAGGAAAAUAUCUCUACAGAUUUGAUUGAAUUCCUUUCCAACUAUCAGAAUGAAAGUGACUGGGGUCCUAGACGGGAUCCGCUUCCCAUAGUUAUUACUAUGAGUGUGCUAUACAUUACAAUUUUUUCAAGUGGUGUAAUUGGAAAUAUCAGUACUUGUAUAGUUAUUGCAAGAAACAAAUCGAUGCAUACUGCGACGAACUAUUACCUGUUCAGUUUAGCAAUUUCUGAUUUGCUGCUGUUGAUUUCUGGACUACCACCCGAAAUAUAUUCUAUAUGGUCUAAAUAUCCGUACAUUUUUGGGGAAGCCUUCUGUGUGCUACAGGGAUUUGCAGCAGAAACAUCAGCCAACGCUACUGUUUUAACCAUCACAGCGUUCACAAUAGAGCGUUACGUAGCCAUCUGUCACCCGUUUCUAUCGCAUACGCUCUCAAAACUCAAUCGAGCAAUAAAGUACAUAAUUCUGAUAUGGAUAAUCGCGAUGUCUCUGGCAAUUCCUCAAGCUAUGGCAUUUGGAAUAGUUUGCGAGGAAUUGCCGAACGGACGGGUAGUUGAUGAUCAUUGCAUUUGCAACAUCAAGAGAUCUGUGAUACCACACGCGUUUGAAAUAUCUACAUUCGUUUUUUUUGUUGCUCCUAUAUCGAUGAUAACCGUUUUCUACAUUUUGAUCGGAUUGCAAUUGCAUCGUUCCACUGUGGAACCAUCUAGAGGUAACAGUGUUAAGAUGAGACAACGCGUUUACAAACCUGUUGUUACUUACGUUAAUUCUGCGACUCAGGUAUCGAUGGUGAACGGUGCAGAAAACGUGUUUCCGAGCAUCCUGAUACAACAUGAAGUCGAAGGAAGGAAAAUUUUUUCAAAGACUGCACAAUCAACAAAACACGUAGUCAAGAUGCUGGAAACUGAUGAAAUUAAACCAUGUCUGAUUUUUAUGAUAUCACAUGACAUUUAUGACAAACAUUCCCAGUAA
Leptinotarsa decemlineata (Colorado potato beetle) is the source of this 1043-nucleotide messenger RNA. RefSeq names its product pyrokinin-1 receptor. NCBI's taxonomy places the organism in Eukaryota, Metazoa, Arthropoda, Insecta, Coleoptera, Chrysomelidae. The record is from RefSeq and is a predicted model, not a curated record. Gene Ontology annotation, biological process: neuropeptide signaling pathway. Gene Ontology annotation, cellular component: plasma membrane. Gene Ontology annotation, molecular function: neuromedin U receptor activity.